ACAUGUCCUGGAUAUGAAGAAAGGGAACAGUUGAGCUGCCAGAUGUGAUCAUAUGCAACCGCAUCCAUCAGAGGGUGGUCAUAAAUUGAGAACAAUCUGAGUUUAAUAUUUUACUGUCCUCUUUAUCACAGUAUGAGAGCUACUCCUGGACCUGACAGAUGAGAGUAGAUUACAUUACAUAUUCAACAUACAAGGUGUUGAGCUAAGACAGCCUUUAUUAGUCCCACAGUUUGACGCAGCUUUGUUUCUGUUAAAUACAUACCAUCAAUGUAUGAGAGUGUUGUGCGUUUACUUUAAGUUUGUAUCUAAUAUAAUGUGUUUUGUAAGGCUGGGCUCCUUUGACCGUAUGACACUCGAGUAAAAAAUAUUCAUUCAGUCAUUCAUUUCCUCUCUGACUGGUGGGCAUACCUGACAUCCCAAAAAUAUUCAGUGGAUGUUCAGUUAAAUUUCGCCUUGGCAUCAUUUUAUGACUGCAACUUGUGAAAUCAUUUCCCAUUUUGUUCAGCGACCUGGCCGGACUCCGUCAAAAUCUCUGCUAAUUAAAGUCAGCCUCGCUCUACCGUCACUGAACACACCACACACAUGACAAAAAAGACAUUUGCCAAACCGUCACAGUUUGUCUGUAGCACUCGGGACACACCAUACUUGCUUCAUUAUUAAAUUUUAGACGUUUUACGAAUUUUUAGUUCACGUGUUAAUCUAAAAAGCGUGUUUAGUUGGAACACUCGGCGUGGUAAAAAAAAAAUAUAUAUCUGAUGGAAAGUUUACCAGUAACGUUAUGACCAGCAAAUGCAGUGAAUGCAUCGUGUUGAAAUGGGUGUGGAGGUAACGUCUCAACAGAAACACAACACAAGCGGUCCAGCGGUGACUGCAUCACACGUCCUGACUGAGACUUAAAGCCAUCAACAGAACAUGAACUGGAAGAUUUGGGGUUUGUUUGUGGGCCUCCUGUGGAUUUCCCCUGGAGAAAGCAAAUGUCCCAAAAAAGAUGAACAUGACAUACUCAAAGGAUGUUUGAAACAGAAAAGCACUGCUUUUCUUGUUCCUGAUAAGUUCAAUGAAGUCAUCACUCACAGCUGUCAGGCAGAAAAUGGUUGCAUAUUAUUUCUGCGGAUAAACAGAACAGAACAACAGUUGGAGAAAUGGUGGCCACAAAUAGAGAUGGAGAAACUGCUGCAACUUUCAAAGUGGCACAUAAGCAAGGAAUUGAAGUUGUGCGUCCUGCAAGGAAUUCAGUGCGACGCCACAAUAUGUAACAUCACAGAUUCAGUGUGUCACAGCAAAAUAGGAUCUUGCUCGGUUACAUGUUUUUUAACAAAAAAAAUAUGUAAACAAUCUACUUACAAUGACCACGUCUGCAACAACAUGGGUCUACAGGUCAAGGACAAGUACAUCAUCAAUAUGACGGGAGAAAACAAAGUCUGUAUUAACUGUGAUGAUCCAGUGAAAACGCCUGGCUAUGAACUUAAUCAUAGUGAUCUGGCACAUUUUAAUGUGACAGUAGACUUUGAAGGAGGAGAAGUCAACCCUUCCAAAGCUGCUGAAGUCAUGAGCAAAAUGUCCGACCUUGCCGCUUCCAUCAAUGUGUCUUCAGCGGUACUGACUCUGGGAGAAGGAGUCACGGGUCUCUUAGUGAGAGAAACAGAGCCUGAGGACGUAAAUGAAGUCUCCUUUGCUUAUAUGUCUGCAAAUUCCAGCAUGAAUAUUAUAGAAAACAAAGAUUUUUUGGAUUCAUUUACAAGAUCUGUCACAGUGCCAAAAGAAGCGUUUGAAAAAUCCAUCAGUUUGAACAUUAGUGUACCAUUUGCAGCUGUUUUCCGAUUCCUGAAUAUGGCCAAGGAUGAGAGGAACAGCUCUGUUUUAGGUAAUGAGGUUUUAGCUGUUGAAAUGGGAGCCACUAUCUCCAAUCUCACAGACCAAAUAUCCAUCAAUUUUCGAAAUAUGAAAUACGAGGGAAUUCCAUCUUGUCAGUCAUGGAACGGUGAAGGAAAGCAACCAAACUGGACCAAUGAUGGAUGUCUGACAAAAAGCAAUGGAGAGAACAUUACAUGCCAGUGUUCCCAUUUGACAUUUUUUGCUAUCUUAUUGACUCCUCUAAAUCAAACCAUUUCUAGUUCUGACCUGAACAACCUCACCAUUAUCACCCAAGUUGGCUGUGGAUUGUCCAUGUUCUUCCUCAGCAUUGUCUUCUUCAUGCACUUCCUCAUGAGGAAGACCAAGGCCAGUAAAGCCACUGGGAUUCUCAUCCAACUGGUGUGCGCCAUGUUCUUGCUCAACUUCACUUUCCUGAUCAACAACUUUGUGGCGAAACUGGAGAGCUCUACGGGCUGUAAGAUCAUGGCAGCUGUCAUGCACUACUUCUUGCUGGCCACGUUCAAUUGGUUUUCCGUACAGGCCUUCCACAUCUGCCUGCAGCUGUACAAGGGCGGCAAAGUUGUAAUCCAUCACUACCUGCUCAAAGUCUCCAUCACCAGCUGGGCUCUACCAGGUAUAGCCGGGAUUUCCUUGCUCGCCAUCGGAAAAUAUGGUAAACAAGUCAUCUCCACCAGUGACACUGAGGAAACUGUGACCAUGUGCUGGAUAACAGACAGCACCGUCCACUACAUUGUCAACAUAGGUUACUACACAUUGGUUUUCCUCUUCACCUUCACUACCUUCAUCAUCAUAUUGUCCUGGCUCUUCUGUCUGAAGAGAACCAACACAAGCAACACACAAAUUAGCACAAGUGGUAAAGGCAUUGUAACCAUCCUGGGACUGUGUUGCAUGCUGGGUAUCACAUGGGGUUUUGCUUUCUUCAGCCAUGGUACCUUCCAGACCCCCGCCUACUACAUCUUUACAGUCCUCAAUUCUUUCCAAGGUUUCUUCCUGUUCAUCUACUACUACAACGUCAAAGGACAAAAUGGUCAUAAAAACUUCACCACCACCACCAGCAGCACCACCACUAUUGAUACCAACCUGGACAGCUGCAACAACCCCUACAUCAAUCUGCCAGGCAAAAAAUAAACUCUUAGGAUGGGAUAAAGCGAUAGUAGGAGUACUAGCAACAAAAUCUACGUCAAGCGCCAAAAGCAAAAGUGUUCGUUACGCAGAACUGUCCAUUUCAGAAUAACACAUUUAUUACCACUGGAUUAUAAUAAGGAAUUCAUCAGAAAUCAGAAUUAGAUUAUUUAUAUUUUUAUUAAUAAUUUGAGUCUGCAGUGUAACUAAUGUUGAAAAAUACACGAAGAGGAGUUAAAAAAAAAACAAAAAACAAAAAAACAAAAAUGGCUUCCAAAAUGUAGUGGACGGGAUAAGUCACAUCAAAACAUCAGUACAAGUAGCUCAAAUUUGUACAACCUUCAAAAAAACUGGUACGUUAUGUCAAACAUAAGUAAAACAAGAACAUUUUCUAAUCCUUUUAGGGCAUAUAUUGUCUUUGUACCGUUUAAUGUUUUACUUUGUUAACUUGAUUUUUGUAAAUGUGUUUAUUCUGAACUUGCUGCCAGCAACAAGUCAAAGGACAAGGGCCACAAACGACUGGGAUACUUGUAGACCACUCAAAAACACCUGUAUAGAAAAUUGCACAGGUAAACAGAAUCAUUGUUAACAGGUGAUAGUAGCAUCACUGGCACUGGAAUUCUUGAAAGCAAAGACACGAUUCUGUAAAUUACAUUUUAAAACUGUUGUCAGUAAACACGAUUUGUUUGCAGUUGGUUGCAUUAGGUUUUUAGUCACACUUCACACAGCAUCCAAACUUCUUCAGAAUUGGUGGAAGAAUUAUGUUUGCAGUGAUCGCCAACCUGUGUACAAAAUGUAUUCAGUUGAGGAUAUACUCCUAAAAAUAAAAUUUCUACUCAAACAGGAUAUAGGUAAUUGUAAGCGAGCUGGCUAAAAUAUUGUACUCGUUAGACCCAUAAGAACUCACUGUGUUGUUUUGACUGUUUGAAAGUGGAGGUGAGACGAAGAUCAUGAGGAAAUAAAAAUCCUUUAUUCGGUUAAUAUUAAAACACACAUCAUGCAUCGAUAUACGUCUUUCCCCCACAUUUUUAAAUAAUUUUAAUAUGGGAAAUUAUUAUACAAUUUUACAACAAGAGAGCUUCUGCUUCUUGGAGGGCUUUUUCCAUUUCUGCAGCCUCCAGGGAAAAGUCCUCCCUUUCUUGUAUCAUAUGUUCUCGUGCUUUGGCGAGUUCUGUCAUUGUUGUCUGGAUUUCCUGUAUGUGUGUAAAAUGAGGGACUUUUAAAAAUACACUUUAACCAUCAGUUAAAUCAGCUAUGACAGAAAGCAAAGUUAAGCUGGUCAGUUAAAUUUAAUUUAAAAAAAACUGACUCACCUCUAACCGGGCUCGUUGCUGUGAUGCAAUGUCUCCAAACGCUUUCAGUUCAUGCAGCAGGUCUGUGGAGACACUCUGACAUAGAGACAAUGAAAACUGUUAACUAGAUGGUCCUGCCUGUGAAAACCUAAAAUGUGUAACCCUUUAAUGUGUAGGAUACAAGUAGAGUGCAGAUUUGAUUUAUUUUGAAACAGGUAACUUUUUUUCUCAAUUUUCUUGAGCAAAUUAAUACAUAUAUCUUUUCUACUGUAAUUUCCAAUUUAUUUGUGUCAGUUUGAUUCAAAUUCACUUUGACAUACAAUAUAGUAAACUGAAAUAAAAAUAUAUAUAACCAUGA
Scatophagus argus is the source of this 4647-nucleotide messenger RNA. Its product is annotated as adhesion G protein-coupled receptor G3-like. Gene Ontology annotation, cellular component: membrane. Gene Ontology annotation, biological process: adenylate cyclase-activating G protein-coupled receptor signaling pathway; cell surface receptor signaling pathway. The record is from RefSeq and is a predicted model, not a curated record. The transcript has 17 exons. Bases 913 to 3003 code for a protein of 696 amino acids. Gene Ontology annotation, molecular function: G protein-coupled receptor activity. Lineage: Eukaryota; Metazoa; Chordata; Actinopteri; Scatophagidae.